Angiostrongylus costaricensis is the source of this 336-nucleotide messenger RNA. Lineage: Eukaryota; Metazoa; Nematoda; Chromadorea; Rhabditida; Metastrongylidae. The record is from the annotation of a GenBank genome assembly.
AUGUAUCUGUUUCAGUGUAUUCGGUCAGUCAGAACUGUUCAGGAAAAUACUACUGCUCCAGCUUCAACACCAGCAGCUCUUAGCUCUGCCGCACAACCCGUGACCCAACCUUCUGGUACUGCCGCCGCUCCCCAGGGCGCUACUGCUGCGGCUCCUCCUCGAUCAGCACCUUCUAUUCCAACCAGGCAGUAUCUCGAUCAGACUGUGGUGCCAAUUCUUCUACAGGCGUUGGGAGCACUUGCGAAAGAACGACCGGAAAGUCCAAUCGACUUCUUAAUCAACUUCCUUAUUAAAGAAAAGGAACGCUAUCAGCCGUCAACGGAGAAUGUCUCGUAA